Polypterus senegalus (gray bichir) is the source of this 4282-nucleotide messenger RNA. RefSeq names its product lethal(3)malignant brain tumor-like protein 2. Gene Ontology annotation, biological process: regulation of DNA-templated transcription. NCBI's taxonomy places the organism in Eukaryota, Metazoa, Chordata, Cladistia, Polypteriformes, Polypteridae. Bases 1584 to 3788 code for a protein of 734 amino acids. The record is from RefSeq and is a predicted model, not a curated record. The transcript has 17 exons. Gene Ontology annotation, molecular function: zinc ion binding. Gene Ontology annotation, cellular component: nucleus.
UACCAAACCGCGGGGUAACAAAUUGACCGCAACCGAUCUUCGUGAUGCCUUUGCUGUUGUUUAAUUUGUAUGUAACAGUUUGUAUUUAAAACCACGUGUUCACUUUUUAUGUGCGUUAACCUGCAUUAUUUGGCUGCCUUAACCUAUUAUAAUCGGCACAGAAUGUGAUCCGUUCAUUUCAGUCUUUAUUACAUGGUUUUUAAAAGUGAUAUUGAGUAAAAAGGUUUCAUAGGAGUUACGCUAGCGUGAGGUGGCGGUAUAUUGGUAAGCACGUCGUCGAGAUGUUUACUCAAGUAUGGCAAUUAGAAUUAUGCUUUUUUUUUUUUUGCAAGCGUUCAACGAGUGUAAUGCGUACGUCGCCGAAUGGAAAAAAUGGCUUACCGGGCACAAUGUUAACUUUUUCUUAAAUCUGCGAAAAGUGUUAGGUUCCACCGAGAUUUGAACUCGGAUCGCUGGAUUCAGAGUCCAGAGUGCUAACCAUUACACCAUGGAACCAUAUAGUGAAAACGGCUUGCGGUCUUGUUGUUGAAUGUUGUAUAACUAGUGUAUAUAGUAUACUGUUUUUUCUAUUGGGUAUUCUCAAACUGUGAGUCCACCGGGUGUCGUGGAACGAGUUGCUUAAUUUGCAAAUUGUAGGAGCCGCAAGGAGUAAUCUUGGUGGAUGUGAGCACCUCGAGCCACUGGAAUAUUAGAACAAAAUGUCCUUUAAUCGUCUUUGUCAAGUCUUUCCUCUGUGUGGUCCCCUGACUGUGUUGUGGGGGAAAGCGCCUUUUAGUUUUUCCAGGGAGAUUUAAGUCUCAAUACUAAAGUUAAUCGAUGUGUUAUUUACAUUAGAAAGUGCACAAAGGCUGAUACCACUCCUAAAGAAUUAGUAUUAUAAAUUUGUUUUUCUUUACUUUUAAUGUAUUGGAACUGGAGUGGGGACCGGAGGGAUCUUAGUUUUGGCUUGGGGGGCCUUGCGAUAAAAAAUAAUAAUCGAGUAGCGCCGCUAUAGGUAAUUAAAUAGGGUUACAUAAUCAUAGUUUGUAAUUUUACAUACAAAGAUUUUAUAUAAUACACGGGAUUGAACGUAACACAUUACAUUGCACCGACUCUACAAAUGAAUGCAUGCCAUAGAUAAUUAAAAUUGUUGUAUAAUUAUGGGAUGUUUUUAUUUUACCGUAAGCUUAUGUAUAAUAUACUGAUCGGGCUUAACACGUUUAAUUGCACCGACUUUCAUUAAAUGAUGUACUGCAUGUGCAUACAAUGUGAAUGAAGACCGACUCUCCUUUGUACUAGAGUAGCAAAGUAUCGUCAGGAUGCGGCAGAUGAUCCAGUCAGAAUGCAAAGCUUUAUAAUGAAUAGUUUAGAUGUCUUUUAUACGCAAGCUUAAUUUUUAAGAUGAAUUCAAAUAAAUGUAGUCAAAUUAUAUUACGCCACCUUUGAGUCAUUUGUAAUUUAAACAGCAUUGUUUAUCUCAUUCAUGACAUCGCCUAGUAAUUGACACGUUUGUGGUCACCAGUAGCUUCAAAGGCUUAAACCUCUGAUAUAUUGUCUAAUCCGUAUAAGAUCCACCUCCAGCAACUAAUCGAUUAUACACAUGUAUGAAUGUGUCCAAAGACCCUCAAAUUCAGUUUUCCGGUAUAAUCCGGAUUAUAUCAGAUUUUAGAAACGCCCCUGGCGUUCAUCCUGUGAUGGAAUGUCGUCUCGUGCUUGCGCGGAUUGGCUCCAGCUUCCCCUGGUUGGAAGAUCCAGUACUGAAUGAUGGCAGCUCUUUGGACUUAGAGGACUUGCAGCUGUUUGGUGGAUACAGCCCAGAUCACCUGGACAACAGUGGAGAAGAAACUCAGGGGAAAAAUGAUAGCGAAGAAGGAACAGAGGCACAGCCUUUGUUUAGAACAGAGGUUUCAAGUGGAAAGGUUAAAGGGCUCAGAGGGUCAAAUAGUGAACCUGCUGUGUGUGAGAUGUGUGGCGUUGUGGGAACCAAGGACACCUUCUUCUCCAAAACAAAGAGGUUUUGCAACGUUUCUUGCUCAAGAAGUUACUCCUCCAACUCAAAGAAGGCAAGCAUCUUGGCCAGACUGCAGGGCAAGCCACCAACCAAGAAGGCCAAAGUGCUUCAGAAAACUACUUGGCCCUCAAAACCUGGAACCUUAGCAAAUUCACAGAGAGCUGUGCAGCAACAGGAAAGCACAAGGAUUAGUCAUGCAGUCCUUGCACCGAGUUUUGACUGGGGAGCUUACCUGAAAGUGAAUGGCAGCAGUGCCGCCCCAGUGAGCAGUUUUCAACACGUUCCUCUCUGUGACCAAUGGGAGGAUGUGUGUGUGGGAGUAAAAGUGGAGUUACUAAACAAUGAUGCUGUUCUGCCCAGCAAAGUAUACUGGAUUGCACACAUCGUUCAACUGGCUGGGUACAGGGCGCUAAUGCGAUAUGAGGGUUUCGAAAAUGAUGAUACUCAUGACUUCUGGUGCAACUUGGGUACCACAGAAAUCCACCCAAUUGGCUGGUGUGCAGUGAAUGGAAAGCUUCUGGUGCCACCACAGAGUUUGCAUGAGAAAAUUGAUGACUGGAAAGCAUAUUUGACGAAGAGAUUAGUGGGAGCAAAGACCUUGCCUGUGGAUUUUUAUGUUAAGAUGGCCGAGAGUAUGAAGUAUCCUUUCCGGCAGGGAAUGCGUGUCGAGGUGGUGGACAAAGAUCAGCUGUCUUGUACUCGUUCGGCCAUCGUGGACACUGUAAUUGGAGGUCGCCUGCGCCUUCUGUAUGAAGAUGGGAAUACUGAGAGCGAAUUCUGGUGCCACAUGUCAAGCCCAAUUCUUCAUCCUGUGGGCUGGUCCCAGCAAGUGGGCCAUAAGAUGAGAAAAUAUGGUAAUAAAUCAAAUACUGGAAGCAACCCUGUCGCCCGAAAGGUUUACUGUGAUGCUUCUUCCACACUUUUCAAAAAGGCUCGCAUUGUGUAUACAGAAGGUGGAUUCUUUGAAGUUGGGAUGAAGCUAGAAGCAAUUGAUCCCUUAAAUCUGGGCAAUAUUUGUGUUGCCACAGUGCAAAAGGUCCUGUUGGAUGGGUACUUGAUGAUUGGUUUGGAUAUUACCGAGACACCUGACAGCAAUAACUGGUUCUGCUUCCAUGCUUCCUCACAUGCUAUCUUUCCUGCUGGCUUCUGUGACCGCAAUGAAAUUACCCUCACUUUACCAUUUGGUUAUGACAAGAUCUCCUUUUCUUGGUCGCAGUAUCUCAAAAACACGGGCAGCAGAGCAGCUCCACCGCGCCUGUUUAACACGGACCGUCCUAACCAUGGGUUCAAACCUGGCAUGAAACUGGAGGCAGUGGACCUCAUGGAACCACGGCUGAUCUGUGUGGCCACAGUUUGCUGGACUGUCGGACGGUUGCUGCGUAUCCAUUUUGAUGGCUGGGAUGACGACUAUGAUCAGUGGGUAGAUUAUGAGUCCCCUGACAUCUAUCCAGUGGGCUGGUGUGAACUUAUAGGCUUGCAGCUACAGCCUCCAUUAUCUGCAGAGGAGCACCUAAACAAGCCAAAACAGGAGCAGAAGAAAAAGAAGCCAUUGGGAAAAAGAAAGAGAAAGCUCUUACGGAAGAAGUUAGCAUCACUUAUUGCAAAGAACAGGCCUCCUCGACGACCAAAAGUAGAACCUUCAAUCCUACCAAACCCUGAAGAACAGCAGGUGCCAUUAGUAUUAAAGUCGGAAGAAAAAGCCGUCUUUGUUGAUUCCAAAGAGAAUGAAGAGCUCUCGGGGACAGGAGACUCUCGGGAUGUCACACAGUUGGUUAUCAAGACAGAGCUCAAUGAGUGAGACGAAAACAGUCGGGAUUUUUUGUUUGUCCCCCACAAUGUGAAGUAAAUAGACUAUGUUUAUUGAUUUAUUAUUAUUAUUUUUUUUUUUUUUUUGUUUAAACCUCCAUGAGGUUAACAAAGAAAGAAGAUUGGAUGCAAGGCAUCACUUUAGCCAGACUAAGUGAGCCAUUAAUGGCAACAUAACCUGCUUGCCUAUACCCUCGUUUUCAGAGGUUGUCAAAUGAUUUAUAAUAUAUUUAUAUAUAUUUUUUAGAGAUAAUACAAAAGAGUACACAGACUUUGAUAAGAUUUCUACCAGGAAGUUUGAAUUGUCCUGUUUGUAUUUAUAGAUGUCAAGUUGUUAGUAUGUGAUCCUGCAAAAGAUUUAAAGUGGGCAGUGGUGGGGAUUACAAGUGGUAAUAAGAUUCUAAAGUAAUAUAACGCAUAGGCCAAAAUGUUUUCAAUUACUUGUGAAUAAAUAAAGUUGAUUGUGACCUUACAUUAAAAAAAAAA